Gloeophyllum trabeum ATCC 11539 is the source of this 198-nucleotide messenger RNA. RefSeq lists its product as uncharacterized. Lineage: Eukaryota; Fungi; Basidiomycota; Agaricomycetes; Gloeophyllales; Gloeophyllaceae. The transcript is spliced from 2 exons. The record is from RefSeq and is a predicted model, not a curated record. Bases 1 to 198 code for a protein of 65 amino acids.
AUGUGGAUCUUUAACGGCAACGUAAAUGAACUUGGAGACGCUGGCGAGGGCCCCGGGAAGAGUUAUCUUUUCUCCUUAACAGUCUACCACCCUGAAAUCGAUUUGUUCGGAGCUAGGGUUCAAUGGCUGGUAGAGCCCGACACCUCUGUCGGGUCCGGUCUCCAAGGUGAACAGCCUCUAGUUGAUAGAACAAUGUAG